Yamadazyma tenuis ATCC 10573 is the source of this 378-nucleotide messenger RNA. It is a transcript of the gene VMA7, whose product is annotated as H(+)-transporting V1 sector ATPase subunit F. The record is from RefSeq and is a predicted model, not a curated record. Gene Ontology annotation, cellular component: fungal-type vacuole membrane; proton-transporting V-type ATPase, V1 domain. Gene Ontology annotation, molecular function: proton-transporting ATPase activity, rotational mechanism. Lineage: Eukaryota; Fungi; Ascomycota; Pichiomycetes; Serinales; Debaryomycetaceae. Gene Ontology annotation, biological process: proton transmembrane transport.
AUGAGUGCAGUUAGCGAUGCGAUGUCGAAACGCUCGUUGUUGGCGGCCAUUGCCGAUGAAGACUCCAUCACCGGCUUAUUGUUGGCGGGCGUGGGCCAGGUCUCCGGCGAGGAUGGCAAGGAAACCAACUUCUUGACGGUGACCCCCGGCAAGACGUCGGUCGAGGAAAUUGAAGAAGCAUUUGAAACCUUCACCACCGUGAGAAAGGAUAUUGCCAUUUUAUUGAUCAACCAGCACUUGGCAGACUUGAUAAGACAUAGGGUUGAUUCGUAUACCAAUGCAUUUCCUGCCAUUCUUGAGAUUCCUUCAAAAGACCAUCCUUAUGAUCCUGAGAAAGACUCGAUUCUUAAGAAGGUUAGACGGUUAUUUGGUGAGUAG